AUGUUAUACGAACAGAAUAUAACCAGCCAAAAUUUACUUGAAUGGUCGACUACUAUUGAUCUUGCAGAACGUUAUCAAAUUUAUAGAGAACAUAAGAAGGAUUUUAUAUCUGUCGAAGAUGAUCAUUAUUCAUUUUACAACUGUUCAUGGCUUUGGUUUGGAUCUUUUUGUCAAUAUUCUUUCGAGUUCUUUGAUGAUGAAUCUUUCGGUCGAUUUGUUGAAUAUACUUUCAGGGCGAAAACAGUUAUGCUUAACAACCCAAUGAUUACAUGCUACUCGCACUUGAAAUGUGAAACAUUAUUAACUUGUCUUGAUUGGCGUGACAUUUGCGACGGAGAAAUGGAUUGUUUAGAUGGAACCGAUGAGUCUGAUUGCUGGGCACUCGAAAUGAACGAGUGUACUACUGAGGAAUUUCGUUGUCAUAAUGGACAAUGCAUACCGGCAGUAUUUCUCUCAGAUGAACCAAUGUAUUCAGACUGUCUGGAUCGAAGUGAUGAACCAAUAAACUCCGACUUCUCAUUUACAUGUUUUGAAAAUCCUUCUUUUCCGUGCGAAGAUCGUUCAUGCCGUCCGGGUAAAUAUGAAUUUUCAUGCGGGGAUGGACAAUGUAUUAGAGAAAUGGAUGGAAUUUGUUCGAAUGGAAAGGCUAAUUUUUUUUCUAACGACUCAUGUAUGAAUGCAAUGAAUUGUCUAUUGAAAAUGCUUGAUGAUGAAGAUGAUGAAGAUGAUGAUGAUGAUGAUGAUGGAGAAGAAGAAUGGUGUAACCAGCUUUGUUCAGAUGUAAGUUGUUUGUUGGACCACUGUCCAGGUUUAUUCGAGUUUCCUGCUGAACCUAUUUUGUACGGUCAUGUGCGUAUGAUGUUUGAAACUGAAAACGUUAUUAAUGAAGCCUGGCUACCAUCGUAUAUAUGCUACAACGAGGAAUUGUGCAAAGAGUUUUUACCGGCUACUAUUCAUUUCAAUGGUUCUGCUUGUCGUCAUAUUAAUCAAUUGGAUUUAUCUGCAAUGAGUAACGGUGAAAAUUUGGAAUUAUUAAUACAGCAUCUCAAACGCAUUUUUCGUGUUUGUGGAGUUAUUCCAACCGGAACAUAUGAUUGUAAUCAUUCAAAUGCGUAUCAAUGCAGGAAUUCAACAAAAUGCAUAUCGAAAUAUCGUCUUGUCGACGGUAUUAUCGAUUGUCCAUUUGAAGAUGAUGAAAACUACAAUAAAAGUUGUGAAUUGAGCGAUUAUCGUUUUCGGUUUCGAUGUUUCGAUGAUGAGAAGCGAUGCUUUGCACAUUCGAUCGUUACGAAUGGUUACGAAGAUUGUCACGGAGGAGAAGAUGAGGAAAUAGAUACCCCGGUGAACAAACAGCGUCAUAUUUAUUUUCCGACAAUUUGUGAUGGAUACGAACAAUUAAUUCCUGUCAUAAUCGAUGGACGAAAUGAAACAGAUGAAACAGAAUGUGAAUAUUGGCCUUGUGAUAGUAUUUAUCAUCGAUGUGAUGGUGUUUGGCAUUGUUAUAAUGGAGCGGAUGAACUUGAUUGCCAAGGCUCCGUUUGUCUAUCUUUUGAGCAUAUGUGUGUUUUACCAAAUGCUCCUAACAAAGUAGAAUGUUUACCAAUCAAUCGAACUGGUGAUGGUGUUAUCGAUUGUCUUGGAGCAUCGGAUGAACGUCAAUAUUGUCGAAUGAUCAGUUCAAAGAAUAAGAAUCAACGUUUUUUUUGUUGGAAUGAUACUAGAUGCAUUAGUAGUGAUGAUCUUUGUGACGGAUACAACGAUUGUAAAUUUGAUGAUGAUGAACAAUUUUGUAUGAAUAAAAUACUACUGUUUGGAACAAAAUUUUGUAAUGAACCUAGUACGGAUGUUGGUAACGUAUUAUGUCAUCUUAGUGAUUCUUUAGACAAAAAAGUUUAUUUGACACUACUAAACAUGGAGAGUUAUCCGCUAAGUUUAACCAUCAAUAAUAAUAUCGAAGGAUUUUCUCUUGAUAUUCCAAAUCCAUCGAUUAAAAACAUGCUAGACACUGAUAUCGAAGAUGAAUGGACAUCGCGUUGUAACCGUGGAUUGAAUAUUCGUGUUCGAAUGAACGAUAAUGAAAAUGUUUUACAACAAUGUCUUUGUCCGCCAAGUUAUUAUGGUGAUACAUGUCAAUACCAAAAUGAACGUAUUAGUAUUACUUUUCAGUUUCGUGUAGGAUCAGACUGGCGUACUAUUUUUAGCAUCCUGAUUCUAUUGAUAGAUCAUGAAGGAAAAGUUCAUUCGCAUGAUCGAGUAGAGUAUUGCCCUUAUCGAGAUUGUGAAACAAAAUUUCAUGUUAAUCUACUUUAUUCUACUCGACCAAAAAAUAAUGCAAAAAACUAUUCUGUACGUAUUGAUGUAUUUGAUAAACUAACAUUAAACUAUCGAGCAAGUUGGGUUUUCCCAAUUUUAUUUCCAUUUCUACCCGUAUAUCCUUUAGCAGUUCAACUUAAUAUUCCGAUUUCAUCUGUUCAACCAACAGAACAUUGCCCAUUACCAUGCAUUCAUGGUCAAUGUAUCAAGUAUACGAAUACAGAAAAAAUGUUCUUCUGUCGAUGCGAUCAUGGUUGGUCAGGCAGUGAUUGCUCGAUUACGCAUCGAUGCAAUUGCUCAUCUGAUUCACUUUGUGUCGAUCAAUCAAUAUGUCUAUGUCCUAUCGGUAAAUUCGGUUCUCUAUGUUAUCUCAAGCAGAUUUCAUGUGAAAAAAAUACAUGCUUGAAUAAUGGUUUGUGCAUACCGAAUGACCCACGUCAAGAAAUAGCGGAGAAUCUUAGAUAUAGUCACAGCUGUAUUUGUUCUGAAAAUUAUUAUGGACCACAAUGUGAAUAUCGUGCAACUAGAAUUUAUAUAUCUUUUGCAGAUAAUUUUGUUAUUCCUGAUUCACUGUUCGUUCAUUUCAUUGAAAGCUAUAAGUAUUUUUCACAUGUUCGAUCAACAAUAAUGAAAAAAAUUUCACUACAUCAAACUGGAUUUACAAUCUACGUAUCGAAUACAUUCAAUGCUGCCUUUGCACAAUUUGAUGAAAAAUAUUAUUUAAUUGUUCUUCAAGAGUCGCAUAUUUUUGAAGCAGAUAUUUCGACACAAAUUAUUCCUUCACAUCAAUGUUUAUCUAUUCAAGAAAUAUUCAAUAAGACAAUUGUUAAUCGACAUUUAUUACGACGUAUAAAAUAUUAUCAUAUUCCAUGUCAAGAAAGAAAUGAAUUGAUUUGUUUCUAUGAUGAAGUUCAUCUAUGUUUAUGCGAUCGUUCUCGACACGCUAAUUGUUUUGAAUUUGAUUUCAAUAUCACACAUGAUUGUCAAGGUUCAAAUCCAUGUAAAAAUGGAGGUCAGUGUUUCCAAGAUCGUCUAAAAUGUCCAGCAUCGAUUAUUUGUGUUUGUGAUACGUGUUUCUAUGGAUCACGAUGUCAGUUUUCAACAAAAAGUUUUCGGCCAUCAUUAGAUGCAAUUCUUGGUUAUCAGAUACGGCCAAAUCUUCCUUUAAAUCAACAAUCAACUGCUGUGAAAGUAUCUGUGGCUAUUACUAUAAUUAUAUUCGUAUUGGGUUUCGUCAAUGGACUUUUAUUACUUAUAACAUUUGGCAAAAAACGAACACGUAAUAUCGGUUGUGAUCUUUAUUUAUUUAUAUCUUCAAUAGUUUCUAUGGUUAUUAUGAAUGCUUUUCUAUUGAAAACUUGUUUUCUUAUUGCAACACAAAUGAAUCUUAUUACAAAUCGUUCAUUUAUUCUUCUUCAAUGCCGAUCGAUAGAUUUUAUUAUUCGUAUUUUUCUAGACACAAGUGAUUGGUUAAAUGCUUGCAUUGCCUGUGAACGAAUAAUGAUCGUAUCAAAAGGAGUUGCUUUUGAUAAAAGAAAAAGUACAAAAAUAGCUAAAUGGAUAAUUAUUCUUGUUCUUCUUAUUGUUAUAUGUACAAAUAUUCAAGAGCCAUUAUAUCGACAACUUAUAGAUGAUGAAGAAGAACAACGAAUUUGGUGUAUAAUCAAACUUUCACCAUCUAAUCAAAUAUUUGAUUCAAUUAUUAAUCUUCUUCAUUUUCUCAUUCCUUUUUUCAUUAAUAUAAUUUCCGCCCUGGCUAUUAUUAUUAUUACUGCUCGAAGACGAUCAAAUAUUCACAAAAAACAAACUUAUCAACAACACUUUAACGAACAAUUACAAAACCACAAGCAUCUGCUCAUUUCACCAUCUAUUCUCGUACUUUUAGCAUCACCUCGUCUUAUUAUUUCAUUUUUAUCUGAAUGUAUGAAAAGUGUUCGAGAUCCUUGGUUAUUUUUGAGUGGAUAUUUUAUUUCAUUCACCUCUUCGAUAAUGACAUUUCCUGUAUUCGUCUUACCGUCACAAAACUACAAAGAACAAUUUAUUCAAUCAGUGAAAUCACUGUACUGUCGCUGA
Molecule: messenger RNA, 4386 nt
Organism: Adineta steineri
Lineage: Eukaryota; Metazoa; Rotifera; Eurotatoria; Adinetida; Adinetidae
Source: the annotation of a GenBank genome assembly